Messenger RNA from Papaver somniferum (opium poppy), 911 nucleotides. RefSeq names its product LOB domain-containing protein 21-like. NCBI's taxonomy places the organism in Eukaryota, Viridiplantae, Streptophyta, Magnoliopsida, Ranunculales, Papaveraceae. The record is from RefSeq and is a predicted model, not a curated record. The transcript is spliced from 2 exons. Bases 1 to 642 code for a protein of 213 amino acids.
AUGCAGACUUUCAGAGUAUAUAAAGGCUACAUAGAGCAUGGAAGUGGAGAGGAAUGUAUUCUACAAAAAUCAAUAUCAAUGAAGAAGGGUCAAGACUGUCCUGCUCGUCCAGCUCCAUCCUGUGCAGCCUGCAAAUAUCUAAAGAGAAAAUGCACUCCAAAUUGUGUAUUUGCACCUUACUUCAAGUCUGAUGAAUUGCAUAAAUUUGUUAAAGUUCACAAGGUAUUCGGAGCUAGCAACGUCAGUAAAAUUCUCGGAGAAGUACCUGCAGAACAACGAGAAGAUACGGCAAAUUCACUGGUUUACGAAGCCGAGGCAAGAUUAAGAGACCCUGUUUAUGGCUGUGUUGGUGCUUUAGCUUUGUUACAAAAUCAAAUGAUUCAGCUUAAGCAAGACCUUGCCAUUUCAAGAGCUCAUCUUACUUGUUAUGCUUCCGACACUCCUCCUCUGCAACCACCACCACCUCCUCCACCGUCUCCUAUCAUUUCCAGUGACUACUUUGUUGACGGCCUGCUUUCCUCUGAUGAAUUUGCAGUUUAUGAUCCGGUAAGCGCAGGGAGCACUUCCAAUCCAAACUACUCAGAUUGCCAACCACAUCCGUAUUCCGGUGCCACUCCUCUUUCUGCUUCAUUUCCACAAUAAUUCUUCGGUCGAUCGAUCAACAUUCAUGGAACUGCUCGGUUCGACCCCCGCAAUACCAUUGUUGUUCCGGUUUACAUUGUUUUAUUAUCUCCUAGCUAGCUUGCAUAGCCACAAAUUAAGCAUCUAUAUGUACUAGUAGUUAAUCAUUGAAUACAUUAUUAACCGGUAAUCGGUUCAAGUACUAAAUAAUCUUCAUGCCCGCAAAGGUUAUAAAUUACAGAAUAUGUCACCACUUACCAGUUUACAGUGGGUGGUAUUUGAUAGUGCAA